Lingula anatina is the source of this 1442-nucleotide messenger RNA. RefSeq lists its product as uncharacterized. The record is from RefSeq and is a predicted model, not a curated record. Gene Ontology annotation, molecular function: protein-membrane adaptor activity; protein binding. Gene Ontology annotation, biological process: nucleus-vacuole junction assembly. NCBI's taxonomy places the organism in Eukaryota, Metazoa, Brachiopoda, Lingulata, Lingulida, Lingulidae.
AGUCCAACAAGACCACGAUCCUGACCAGUGGCGCCAUCAGGGCAUUGGUUCGCCUCCUGGAAACAAAAAAUUUUGAAGUUCAGUGCAACACAUGUGGCUGUAUCACUACUCUUGCCACUUCAGACAACAACAAACUGACCAUCGCCAAGUCUGGCGCCAUUAAACCAUUACUCAGACUGGCCAAGAGCGCUGACAUUCGCGUGCAGAGAAAUGCAGCAGGAGCCAUACUCAAUCUUACACAUUUACAAUCUAUUAGAAAUGAACUGGUAUCCAAAGGGGCAAUGCCUAUCCUAGUUGAUGUUCUGCAAUCUCGCGACCCAGAUAUUCAAUACUACUGCGCUGCGGCUCUCAGUAAUAUGGCGGUCAAUGAGAAACAUCGAGCCAUGAUGGUUGCCGUGGGUUACUAUGAUGUCAUGGUACAGCUGAUUAGUCUGGUUUCCUCUCCUGUGGUUAGGGUACAGUGCCAAGCAUGUCUAGCACUGAGAAAUCUCGCCUCGGACGCAGACAAUCAACUGCUCAUAGUUCGUCUUGGAGGACUAGGCGUCCUGCAUAAGAUGAUCAAAAGUGGGACGGGAGACAUCCUCACCGCUGCCAUUGCCUGUCUGCGAAAUUUGUCCAUACACAAGGCCAAUGAGAUUCCUAUUAUAUCGCAAGAUUUUUUGCCAGAUCUCAGUAGGGUUGUGGCACAGAUGGAUAAUUCCGAAGCACAACGCCACGCCGCCGGGACAAUCAGAAAUCUUGCAGCAGGGGACCAUAUUAGGGUAUUAGCAUCGUGUGGCUGUGUAGACGCCCUGGCAGAAGUGUUACUCACCCCUAUCACUCCAGUCCCUGUACAGAGUGAGGUGUCUGCAGCAUUAGCUGUGCUGGCUGACGAAGAUGAUACAAAACAGCGACUUCUUGAGAUUCAGGAUGGUAAAGUCUUCAGCAAGCUGGUCUCCCUGGCUUCUCUGUCAAGAAACUCUGAAGUGCAGUACAAUUGUGCAGGAACUAUAGGGCAGAUUGCCUUAGUUGACAUUGAAGAGGAUCUGUUAGACAAAAAUACUCCAGGUUUACUUCUCUACAUUGACAAAUUCCUUGGGAAUCCUGAGCCCAGUUUUGUUCACAUUGCCCUGUGGACUUUACAACAGCUGCUUAACAACCCAAGCUUUAAAGAAAGUUUCAUGACCGAGACACGUUUGCAUAAACUUCUGGAGGACAUUCUGUCCUCCAAUACCUCACAGGCUAUCAAGGAGCUGGCUGGAAAUGUGAUACAGAAAAUGCACUAAAGAUGUAACACAGCAUUCUAUUGGCUGAAAUUAUUUCACCAGAUUGUUACACGGCCUCUCAUUGGUGGUUAAAUUAAGGCUUACAUGUACCGUAAAUUUUCAUUGGUGACAUGUAACAUUGUAUCCUACUGGUGGUUGCUGUAAAGCCCCUUUGUAACAUGGCUUCUCAUUGGUGAA